This is a messenger RNA of Gambusia affinis (western mosquitofish), 285 nucleotides long. Its product is annotated as cuticle collagen 2C-like. The transcript is spliced from 6 exons. The record is from RefSeq and is a predicted model, not a curated record. The annotation marks the transcript as partial. Lineage: Eukaryota; Metazoa; Chordata; Actinopteri; Cyprinodontiformes; Poeciliidae.
AUGAAUGACACCUACCUCUGUGUGGACUGUGUGAUCCGAUCAAAGAUGGCGGCUCUGCUGCUGACAGGAGGCUUCAGCGCCCCCGGUGGCAGUUCCGCACUCUCCAUGCUGGAUCUCCAGCCAGGUUCUGUUGGUUCUCCUGGUUCUGUUGGUUCUCCUGGUUCUGUCCCUGUUUCUCCAGGUUCUCCAGUUUCUCCAGGUUCUCCAGGUUCUGUUGGUUCUCCUGGUUCUGUUGGUUCUCCAGGUUCUGUUGGUUCUCCAGGUUCUGAUGGUUCUCCAGGUUCU